AAGAAGAGAGACAGAGAGAGAGAGAGAGAGAGAGAGAGGCUCUGUCCUGGCGUAAUCGGGGCUGUGAGUUUGUGAGUGUGAGCGUGUGAGGGUUUAUGUCGAGUUUCUCUCUCCUUCAUCUUUUAUCACAGAACUUUGGAUCUCUGUAUUCGGUUCCAGAGGCACGGAGAGCUCCGGAGUGUCCAUCUCCGUCUCUACAAUCAUGGACAAGCACAAAGUUUUGGAGCAGAUCUUGGAGGAGCUGCAACGAUUCCUGAAGCUCCUUGAUGGAGAGAACCUGAGUGGAAAUGCCACAGUGCAGAAGAGCCUGCUCAACGACCUGGUGAACUCAUACACAGCCUCAAACGGUGCGGAUGAAGAGUAUAUCUACAUGAACAAGGUCCUUGUCGUUGGACAGAGCAAAGACAAAACAGACAAAGACCAGAGAGCCAAAACGGAGGCCAGUGAAAACGCAGGAAAGCAUGUCUGUGCACCACAGAAGAGUCUUCCAGAGCUUCCUCCACCAAGAAUACCCAUGGGAAGGAGGGAGCCGUUUUCUCUCCCACCAGCUCCAGCACCAGCAUGUAUAGAUUCUCCAGAGAGUUACUAUGAGGAGGCUCAACCCUAUGAUUUCGCCAUCAAUGAUGAUUGUGAUGCAGUAAGCAGCUCCUAUGAGUCCUAUGAUGAGGAGGAAUUACCAAAGAGCAAGUCAGCAGCGCAGCACCAGUGGCCAUCCACAGAAGCAUCUAUUGAGCUAAUGAAGGAUGCAAGGAUUUGUGCUUUCCUCUGGAGGAAGAAAUGGCUGGGUCAAUGGGCCAAACAGUUGUGUGUUAUCCGAGAAAACCGUCUCCUUUGCUACAAAAGCUCAAAAGACCAGACCCCACUGUUGGACGUCAGUCUGGUAGGCUGCAGCAUCAUCUACAAAGAAAAGCAAUCAAAGAGGAAAGAGCACAGACUCAAGAUCGUCCCCCUGGGCGGUGAGGCCAUCGUGCUGGGCCUGCAGAGUAAAGAUCAGGCUGAACAGUGGCUGAAGGUCAUCCAGGAGAUCAGUCCCAAAUCUGCCGAGAGCCCCGAUGUCUCAGAUUCUCCCAAACUUAUCUGUACUAAGACUGAGCUUAGUGAGAGGUACUCCAUGGCAUCAGAGAGUGGCAGCAGCACAGACAGUCACGUCGAGAACCUGGAGACUAAAGAUGUUAAGAAAAAAUCUAGCGCUGGCCUGAAGCUCAGUAAUUUCAUGCACAUCGGGAAAAAGAAGAUUUCUUUAGAGGGUCCUGAGAAAUGUGUGGAGACAUCAGGCUAUCUGAAUGUCCUGGUGAACACCCAGUGGCGGACACGCUGGUGUCUGAUAAACAGUGGUAAGCUUUGGUUCUACCAGGAUAAGGGCAAGUCGAAGGUUUCCCAGCAGCCUGUGCCUCUGGAGGGGUGUAUGGUGUUACCUGACCCUAGCCCAGAACACCUCUACUCAUUUCGCAUAAAAUUGGAUGGAGAGGAGCUUGCCAUCCUGGAGGCUAAAUCAUCUGCUGACAUGGGCCAUUGGCUGGGACUCUUACUCUCACAGACAGGAACCAAAACUGACCCAGAGGACCUCACCUAUGACUAUGUAAACUCAGAGAGGAUAUCCAGUAUAGUCAAUGCCGCCAAGACAUCAAUGUACUUAAUGCAGAGAAGAUAUUCAGAGCAAAACAUGUACACUGAAAGUCUCCCAACAAACAACAAUUGUUCUGAUGACAUAUAUGAUGACGUGACCUCCAUAGAGAAUGAGCAGGAGGAAAGUCAAGAUGGCAACAGUGAGUUGGUGAUAAAUCCGGAACAGGAUGAGAAGGACAGGGUAUAUCUGGAUUUGAUCCCUGUUCGCUCCUUCCUCCACACAAAUUUGGGUCAAGUGUCCCCUACAUCAAAUAAAACCUUCAGUCCAUCCCCAACUCCAAGUAAUAGGCAACAUGACCCUGGCAGUGAGGGAGGUGUAUCUGCAGAGACUGAGUAUGAAGCCUUGUUACCUAUCCCCAAAGAACAUCAUGAUCCUCCUCCACUUCCCCCAAGAGUAGAUUUGGACAUCAGCACGUCCCCAAGUCCUCCUCUUCAGGCUCCAACACAGACCCAGACCGUGCAAUCUCAACCCCAGUCACCCCAGCUCAGCUUCCUGAAUAAGGAGGGCCAGAAGAGGGGCUCGUCCUUACCUUCACCUCACGUUCAGACACAAAGUCAGCUCCUUACACCCCACAGUCCUCCAUCCUCAAGAGUAAGGGCUGCAAGUGCUGAUAGAGUUAUUGACAGACUGAAGCCAUCUGUAGCAGCAUGCUCAGGGUCAAUUGAGGUGAAGCUGGGGAAGAACCGAACGGAGGCUGACGUGCGACGCUUCACAGAUGAGAAGGGCCGGCUGGAGCGAGAGAGGGAGGAGGUCAAGACCACUCUGGCCUCACUGAGGAAGGAGAGACGGGAAGUGAAAGAGGAGCUGAGUUCAUGUCAAGAUCCUUCUAAACAAGCUACUCUGGAGGCAUGUCUGAAGCAGAAGGAGGAAGCAUGCCGGGAGGCAGAACAAAGGAGGGUGGAGGUGGAGCUCAAGCUGGUGGAGGUAAAGGAGAACUUGAGGAAGGUGGAGGCUGGACCCUUUACUCUGGGCACCACAGUGGACAGCAGCCUACUGGAGUUGCCAGCGCCCAAGAUCAUCCCUCCUGCCCCAACUGCUCCCAUCAACACCAGCGACACCUCACCUGUUAACUCAGCAACAUCCCUAAAAAGUAGGCCCCUAUCAAUCAUGGCACCCAACAAAGGAAAUGUACUGCAGAAAGCCAAGGAGUGGGAGAAGAAGUCUUCAAAUUAGGCAUGGUAAUGAAGAGAAAGCACCGUGACGAUGAUGACAACCCCAAAACUAUGCAACCUUUUGCCUGGAUUUUUGGCAGGAAGGGAAAGCAGCUUUUUUUUUAAACAUGUACUCUCAACUCCUCAGCUCUCAUUCACUAGAUCCCAAUUUUGACUUCUCCAGUGAAAGACUGUUAUCGUACUGCUUACCACAGGCAGCUUAUCAGAGGCGACUCUGCUGGACCCUGCAUUAACCCAACAAUCAAUGCCACUGGACACUGUUAAAUCGAUUUAUUUAAUUUUUUUUUUUAUAUGAAAAGGGAGGGAUUCCAUAUUUUAUAAAAUAUUUUUAAAAUGUAUAUUUUAUAACAAUGAGGAGAACAUUUUGGAAAGGCAUGUGUUUUUUUUGUUACAACUCAGAAAAGACAAAAAGCAAAGAGCCUACUAUAGUUAACAAUGUGGUGCAGUCUAGACAGUAGCUUUAAUUCAUGUAUGCUGGUAGCCUAGAUGUAAAUACAUUUAUACAGAGCUGUUUGGAUUUGGCUGUAUACUAGGUAAAAUAUGCACUUUUUUAUUCCAAUAAAAAUCAGUUCUAAAA
Clarias gariepinus (North African catfish) is the source of this 3376-nucleotide messenger RNA. It is a transcript of the gene afap1l2, whose product is annotated as actin filament associated protein 1-like 2. The transcript has 19 exons. Gene Ontology annotation, molecular function: SH3 domain binding; SH2 domain binding. Lineage: Eukaryota; Metazoa; Chordata; Actinopteri; Siluriformes; Clariidae. The record is from RefSeq and is a predicted model, not a curated record. Bases 203 to 2800 code for a protein of 865 amino acids. Gene Ontology annotation, biological process: positive regulation of interleukin-8 production; inflammatory response; regulation of interleukin-6 production. Gene Ontology annotation, cellular component: cytosol.